This is a messenger RNA of Chiloscyllium plagiosum (whitespotted bambooshark), 2099 nucleotides long. Its product is annotated as sestrin-1-like. The record is from RefSeq and is a predicted model, not a curated record. NCBI's taxonomy places the organism in Eukaryota, Metazoa, Chordata, Chondrichthyes, Orectolobiformes, Hemiscylliidae. Gene Ontology annotation, biological process: regulation of response to reactive oxygen species; cellular response to leucine starvation; negative regulation of TORC1 signaling. Gene Ontology annotation, cellular component: nucleus. Gene Ontology annotation, molecular function: oxidoreductase activity, acting on peroxide as acceptor; L-leucine binding.
CUGGGUAUGCGUGGACCCGUUCUCCCGUAACCAGUUGUGAAAGUUGCGUCAACUGCGGGACAGAAUUCUAGCGAAAAUAUUUUUUUAAAAUAUAUAGUUUCGAUUUUGAAGCAGUGGAGCUAUUUAAAGAGUGCCACAAUUCAGCAGGCGUGUGUUAUAUUUGUUGGAAACUGGGAGAAGGUGGCUGUGGAGCGGGGAGAAAAAGUUUUUGAAACUUUUCUGAAGUUUGUUCCAGAGUUUCCUCCCCCGAUCAAUGACGGAGUGUGAAUGAGCGGCUCGCCCUACAGCAUCGGCGGCUCCUGUCACCGCGAUGUCCCUGGACAGAGGCGAUCCUGCUGCCGCCUUGGAGCCGGGGCCGCCCGGAGACCUCCGCAAGUGGAGAGAAUUGGUCUGCAGCCGGGAGGAGGGCAACCGGGCGGCGGCGAUGGAGCGAGCAGCCCGCACCGUGCACGCCUGCCUUGACCAGCAGCAGCAGCAGCCGCCCGGGCGAGAGGCGAGGGACCAGCUCCAGCUCCAGCUCCAGCUCCAGCAGCUCCUCCUGCUCCUGCUCCGGCUCUCACGGAGCUGCCCCUUCCCCGAUGUCCGAGAGAGGAGUGAGCACAUCCUGCAGACCGUGCUGGAUCGCAGAGUAAAAAUACCUCGCCCGUUAGGACAAGGUCCAAGUGCCUUCAUUCCAGUCAAAGAGAUUCUGCAGAAAGACCUAGAAGAUGCCGAAAGACAGAUCUUUAUUGAAGCCUUCGUCUCCACUGGUCGUGUAGAUAAUGUUACCAUGGUGAUGGGCAUGCACUCACAGUACCUUGAAAGUUUUUGGAAAACACAAUACUAUCUUUUACAGAUGGAUGGUCCUUUACCAUAUCAUUAUAGACAUUACAUUGCAGUGAUGGCUGCUGCACGACAUCAGUGUUCAUACCUUGUCAGCCUCCAUAUCAAUGAGUUUCUUCAGGUCGGUGGAAAUCCCGAGUGGUUAAAUGGCCUCAACUUUGUACCUCAGAAAAUGAGGACUCUCAAUGAAAUCAACAAAAUCCUCGCACAUCGACCAUGGCUGAUCACCAAAGAACAUAUUGAGAAUCUGCUGAAGACUGGUGAGAGUAGCUGGUCACUCGCUGAACUCAUCCAUGCUGUCGUUCUUCUCUCACAUUACCAUUCCCUGGCAUCAUUCGUUCUAGGCUGUGGCAUCAGGCCAGAGCUGGACCAGGAUGGCGGCUACACCUUCGGACCUCCUUCUCCACAAAGCUGUGACUCUGACAGUGCUAGUAACAGUGGGUCAGAGGAGGCUGUUAAUGGCAAUGCAAGCAGAGAUGGUUUACAGGAGCUGGAGGUUCUAAUAGAGAAAAUGAAACUGCUGCAGGAAGGCAGACAGGAUGAGGAAGCGAGCCAGGAGGAGAUGGCAACACGAUUUGAAAGGGAGAAGAGGGAAAGUUUGCUGGUUGCACCUGCAGCAGAUGACAAUGAAUCACUCUCACCAACCAAUUUAUCAUGCUUUGUUGAAGAUGCAGAUUUUGGGUACAAGGAUUUUAGCAGGCGUGGGGAGCAGACUCCUCCAACAUUCCGGGCCCAGGAUUACUCCUGGGAAGAUCAUGGCUACUCUCUGAUUAACCGACUGUACCCUGAAGUUGGGCAGCUCUUGGAUGAGAAGUUUCAAGUUGUGUACAAUUUAACCUAUAAUACUAUGGCCAUGCACUGCGAUGUCGACACCUCCAUGUUGAGACGAGCCAUUUGGAAUUACAUUCACUGUGUAUUUGGCAUAAGAUAUGAUGACUAUGAUUAUGGAGAGGUCAACCAGCUUCUGGAGCGCAGCUUGAAGAUUUAUAUAAAAACUGUUGCCUGCUAUCCUGAGAAAACGACCAAGAGAAUGUAUGUAGGUUUCUGGAGACACUUCCGACAUUCAGAAAAGGUGCAUAUAAACCUUCUCCUUCUCGAAGCCAGAAUGCAAGCUGCGCUCCUGUAUGCGUUGAGGGCUAUUACACGCUACAUGACAUGAUCCUGUCGAAGCUUUCAGGACUGGCCCCAUUGGAAAGCAUCUAUUGACUUGCUUCACCUGAAGUGAGCAGCCGUGUGCAAUUCAGCAGAUUUCUAAUAUUUGACCUUUGUCUUUUUUU